Molecule: messenger RNA, 1317 nt
Organism: Mya arenaria
Lineage: Eukaryota; Metazoa; Mollusca; Bivalvia; Myida; Myidae
Exons: 5
Coding region: 34-1233 (399 amino acids)
Source: RefSeq, a predicted model, not a curated record
ACAUUUGUGAGCUAGUUGCAAACUAGCAACAUUAUGGAUAUGAAUUACCUUUUUCUAAUUGCAUGUUUGGGCUUUUUAACAGAUUCCAAUGCGCAAACUUUGAAGAAUUUUACCUUUGCUGACCAUCUUGUUACCGCACAGAAACAUAUUGAAAAACCAGGGAACUAUGACCAAUGUUACGUUAAUGUCGUGGUUCACAAUUCGUCGUCUUUUUUAUACGGUCUUGAGGACGCAAUUGUUACUUCAAUAACAGGAGACAUUUCCGUUUCUUCACCAAAACCAUCAUUUUUCCAGGUUAAAACUGACAGUGAUGGCUUUGCUUGUGUUCCAGUUUCAUGCAGGGCUGAAACAAGAGUUUUUGUUGAAAAAAAUGAUGUACGGAUAUCAGCUAUGAACAAGACUAUCCAGCAAAAUAAUAUACCCCCUGGAUUUUUGGUUCAGUUUGAAUACGCCAAUGAGGUUCUACAAUUUUGGACAUACGUGUGGGGGAACCCAAAUGGAAAAACUGGUCCUAUUUAUUAUGCUGAUGGUAAACAACAAUGCAUAAGCGCUGGUUCGAAAGGAAAUUCGUUUGUGUUUUCCUAUAUUAGCAUUCCAGACAAACUCUUUGCUACAGCGGCUCCCCCGACAGGUUUGACAGUGACAGAUGAUAAAUUUAGAUACGUUUGGAACUACGGAAUACAAGGUUCCGCGGGACUUGAGCCAACAUACUGCUACUUGAAAAUAAAAUUUACAACCAGUUCAACUCAAAUAAACGUCACUACUUCAAGUUUCGAGAACGACGAAUUUGGGCUUCUUCUUGGGACCUUCUCAACCGGACCACAGUUUAACCCAAACUUGCCACAAACAUUUGAGAAGGCCGCUUGCAUAGAAUACCGUUGCCCUAUCAACGAUAUCUUGGAUGGAACAAACAAGGACACUUACUUGUUUGGCUCAAUUUCCGUUCCAGGUAAAGACAAAGGCUGUUGUGUAAGAUAUUCCCAAAAGGGCACUUUCGUGUUUGCUGCAAAUUCCACCUCAUUCUGGACGAAGCGACCUUUAAGCAAAACUAGAGGCUACGGAUCCAACGAUGGUUUAUAUGUUAAUGAGGUCAAGCAAGCUGCCAGAUCACGAUGCUUCACCGGGCACGAGUUUUUGAAGGGAGAGUAUUCGAUGAAUCCGGAUGUUGGGUUUGCUUUUGAGUACGACUGCAAUACGUCUAACCCUUGCCCUUCUCCGCAAAUAUUUGGCUAAUUGUCCAGUCAAUGACCUACAGUGGCAAGGCAUGGGUGAUGGACUCAUUUGUUCUUCUUUUUAAAUACAAUUACUUGCAUUUCA